AUGGAUGAUAGUUUGUACGAUGAGUUUGGGAACUAUAUUGGCCCAGAAAUUGAGUCUGACCAGGAGAGUGAGGAGGCUGAAGAAGAUGAGGAACUCCCUGAUAGAGCUGAAGAUGAGGCUGGAUCUGAUGAAGAGCACAGACCUGGAGCUUCAAAUGGCUGGCUUACUACCACCGAUGACGUUGAUAUGGACAACCAGGUAGUUCUUGCAGAGGACAAAAAGUACUAUCCAACAGCUGAAGAGGUUUAUGGUGAAGAAGUUGAGACAUUGGUCAUGGAUGAGGAUGAGCUGCCUCUUGAACAGCCAAUCAUAAAACCUGUUAAGAAUUUGAAGUUUGAAUUGGGUGUCAAGGACUCCUCAACAUAUGUUUCCACUCAAUUUCUCUUGGGUUUGAUGUCAAAUCCCGCUCUUGUUCGGAACGUGGCAUUGGUGGGCCACUUGCAUCAUGGUAAAACUUUGUUUAUGGACAUGCUGGUUGAGCAGACUCACCAUAGCUCAACUUUUGACCAGAAAAGUGAGAAGCACAUCAGGUACACAGAUACCAGGAUUGAUGAGCAGGAGAGAAGAAUAUCUAUCAAGGCGAUGCCCAUGUCGUUGGUGCUCGAGGAUAGUAAUUCAAAAUCUUACCUUUGUAACAUCAUGGACACUCCUGGUCAUGUUAAUUUCUCUGAUGAAAUGACUGCGGCUCUGAGGCUUGCUGAUGGUGCAGUGCUGAUUGUAGAUGCUGCUGAUGGUGUCAUGGUUAAUACGGAGAGGGCAAUACGACAUGCAACUCAAGAGAGGCUGCCUAUAGUAUUAGUGAUAAACAAGGUUGAUAGAUUGAUUACCGAACUCAAGUUGCCUCCAAAAGAUGCUUACCAUAAGCUAAGGCAUUUAAUUGAAACUGUAAAUACCCACAUCGCUGCUGCCUCCUCAACUGCUGGGAAUGUCCAAGUCAUGGAUCCUGCUCUUGGCAACGUAUGCUUUGCAAGUGCAAAUGCCGGAUGGUCCUUUACCCUACAAUCAUUUGCAAAGCUAUAUGUCAAACUCCAUGGGAUUCCCUUUGACGCAGACAAGUUUGCCUCUCGUCUCUGGGGAGACUCUUACUUUGAUCAAGAUUCCAGAACGUUUAAGAGGAAACAGCCUGCCAGUGGAGCUGAAAGGUCUUUUGUCCAAUUUAUCCUUGAACCUCUGUACAAGAUAUAUAGCCAAGUUAUUGGAGAACACAAGAAGAGUGUGGAGGCCACUCUUGCUGAACUUGGUGUAACAUUGAGUAAUGCUGCUUACAAAUUAAAUGUCCGUCCUCUUCUGAGGCUGGCAUGUAGCUCAGUUUUUGGUACUGCAACGGGCUUUACGGAUAUGCUGGUUCACCAUAUUCCUUCUGCUAAAGAUGCUGCUGCCAAGAAGGUAGAACACAUAUAUACUGGGCCUAAAGAAUCAAACUUAUACCAGGCCAUGGCAAAUUGUGAUCCGAAUGGUCCCUUAAUGGUCAAUGUGACCAAGCUUUAUCCUAAAGCUGAUUGUAGUGUUUUUGAUGCUUUUGGCCGUGUGUACAGUGGUAAAAUAAUGACUGGUCAGACUUUACGUGUUAUGGGAGAAGGGUAUUCUCCGGAUGAUGAAGAGGAUAUGACUGUUAAAGAAGUUACAAAACUUUGGGUUUAUCAAGCUCGUUACAGGAUACCCAUUAGUGAGGCCCCUCCCGGUUCUUGGGUGCUUAUUGAGGGUGUGGAUGCAUCCAUAAUGAAGACUGCUACGCUCUGUAACCAAGAUUACAGUGAAGAUGUGUAUAUAUUUCGGCCUCUCCAAUUUAAUACCCUCCCCGUGGUGAAAACAGCAACCGAGCCACUGAAUCCAAGUGAGCUACCUAAAAUGGUUGAUGGUCUUAGAAAGAUUUCCAAGAGUUAUCCUUUGGCUAUCACAAAAGUGGAAGAAUCAGGGGAACACACGAUUCUUGGUACUGGAGAACUGUACCUCGAUUCAAUUAUGAAAGACUUGAGGGAACUCUACUCUGAGGUUGAAGUGAAGGUUGCAGAUCCUGUAGUAUCAUUCUGUGAAACUGUGGUGGAGUCAUCUUCAAUGAAAUGUUUUGCUGAAACACCAAACAAGAAAAAUAAAAUUACCAUGAUUGCUGAGCCACUUGAGAGAGGACUGGCAGAGGAUAUUGAAAAUGGUGUUGUAAGCAUUGAUUGGCCUAGAAAGAAACUUGGAGAUUUCUUCCAGACAAAAUAUGAUUGGGACUUGCUAGCGGCUAGGUCAAUAUGGGCUUUCGGUCCAGAUAAACAGGGUCCUAAUAUUUUGUUGGAUGACACACUCUCAACCGAAGUGGACAAGGGUUUACUGAAUGCUGUGAAAGACUCUAUUGUUCAAGGGUUUCAGUGGGGUGCAAGAGAAGGUCCACUUUGUGAUGAACCCAUCCGAAACGUUAAAUUCAAAAUAGUUGAUGCAAAGAUUGCCCCUGAGCCAUUGAAUCGUGGAACUGGUCAGAUAAUUCCGACAGCCCGUCGUGUGGCCUACUCAUCUUUCCUGAUGGCAACUCCGAGGCUUAUGGAACCUGUUUAUUAUGUGGAGAUUCAAACUCCAAUAGACUGUGUAUCUGCUAUAUACACAGUCUUAUCACGCCGCCGUGGGCAUGUAACAGCAGAUGUUCCUCAACCAGGGACCCCAGCUUAUAUUGUAAAGGCGUUUCUACCAGUGAUCGAAUCAUUUGGAUUUGAGACAGACUUGAGGUACCACACUCAAGGGCAGGCAUUCUGCGUAUCUGUGUUUGAUCACUGGGCCAUUGUCCCUGGGGAUCCUCUUGACAAGAGCAUAGUUCUGAGGCCUCUCGAACCUGCACCCAUUCAGCAUUUGGCUCGAGAGUUCAUGGUGAAGACACGGCGUAGAAAGGGAAUGAGCGAAGAUGUCAGCAUCAACAAGUUUUUCGAUGAGGCUAUGGUGGUGGAGCUUGCUCAACAGGCUGCCGAUCUUCAUCUACAAAUGAUAUGA
This is a messenger RNA of Oldenlandia corymbosa var. corymbosa, 2964 nucleotides long. The record is from the annotation of a GenBank genome assembly. NCBI's taxonomy places the organism in Eukaryota, Viridiplantae, Streptophyta, Magnoliopsida, Gentianales, Rubiaceae.